Messenger RNA from Penicillium paradoxum, 288 nucleotides. Its product is annotated as Major facilitator superfamily domain general substrate transporter. The transcript has 3 exons. Gene Ontology annotation, molecular function: transmembrane transporter activity. The coding region runs from base 1 to 288 and encodes 95 amino acids. Gene Ontology annotation, cellular component: membrane. Gene Ontology annotation, biological process: transmembrane transport. The record is from RefSeq and is a predicted model, not a curated record. NCBI's taxonomy places the organism in Eukaryota, Fungi, Ascomycota, Eurotiomycetes, Eurotiales, Aspergillaceae.
AUGCAAUCGCAACAGAAGAUUGGUAUUGACCCCAGCACAGUCAAUCUAAUGACCGGUAUCUUUGGUGUGAUCAAAGCCGUCAUGACCUUCGUGUGGCUUGGAACGGAAUUCUUCGACCCCAACUUCCGUUCCCUAACUCAGGCAGCCACCGCAGCCAGUAACUGGUUAUUCAACUUCCUCAUCUCUCGCUUUACUGAACAGAUGUUCGCUAAGAUGCACUAUGGCGUGUACUUCUUCGCGGCACUGUCGUUCCUGGCGUUCUUCUUCGUUUUCUUCCUCAUCCCUUAA